AUCGUGUGAGGAUGUGCUUUAAUAGUCACUUAAACACCAGCAGCGGCAAUGCAGACAGCUUUGGUGGCGACUGUCUGCACCUUUUUAAUCCACUUUUGGAUGAGAUGUGACUGUUUUUCUUUUUUAUUCCAGUGGGAAGGUGCCUUAGGAGCAGGAAUGGAUGACGCCAUGAUUUUCAGGAUGCAUAAAGAUGGCAGGAUAGACUUGGAGAAAUAAGAAGGGAUACAAAGAUAAACAGAGAGCGAGAGAGAGAGAGAAGCGUGUGGAAAAGUGUGUCAGUGAACAUUGGGUCACACUGAAGCUAUAUAUAACGCAGCGUUGGGUUACAGCGAGUGGGUAGUGUUGGGGGUCGCGGGAUGAGCUGGGCAGGGCUCCGGCAGCAGUUGUAGGAGGUGUGGAAAUGAAAUAUUGUAGCGAGAUGUGAUAGGAAUAUAAGUGCAAUAUGAAAAUAGAAUUUGAGUCAAUUGAAAGCUCACAGCUACCACACGAAGGCAUUGUGAACGUAACCCUUGCUUAAUUAGCCUGGCCAAAGGCCACACUGCAGUGACACACGUUCAUUCACACCGAGGUUUUACCCACACAGCUAUGCUGACGCACCGCACUGUGUGGUAAAGCAGUGCUGCAGUUGGAUGAGGCUUUAUAAUCAAAAUAAGCAAGGGCUUAAUGUGACAGGCCUUGGGAUAAAUUCUCUGAAUUAAGAGCUGCUGACAUGUAAUUGUCAACCCGGACUGCUUGCAUCAACAGCCCCCAAACUCCACCAGGUCCCCCUGGGUUAGGCUUCUCAUGCUGCUUGUCCCAUCCUGUGUGGGUCACGAUGAUACUGUAUCACCCCCCACCCCCACCCACAUGAAAAAAGGCAGGUACAGUUUGGCUAAUUAGAAUUGACGGAUAAAAAGCAGAGAUUUGGUGUGAUUAAGUGCCAGAGUAGGAGUGAGACGGGACAGGGAAGAGGGGACCAAAGAAUCCCGAAGUGGACCAAUAGACGCGGGAAGAAGAUGAACGAACAAAUCGAUACAAUUGAAAAGGUGAUGAAUUUAGACCAAGUUCCGCUUUAUGGUGAGUACAAGGAGCAGCUAGGCAGUGGGGCUCAGAGGGAAGCUGCCACUCGGCUGCUGACAGAGAAGCAAUGGGGGGGACAUGUGGGGGGGACGCCCACGGCACCGCUCGCCCCCAGCCACCCCCAGCCUGUCACCAUGGAGACAGGAGCCCCAUCUCCAGGACUCAGCAACACCCCCCCAGCGAAGAAGCCGCAGCCGUACUCCAUGUGCCGAGAGUGUGUGGCGCGGAUACAGAAGUACCUCAUCACCAAACUGGGAGAGGACUGGAUCUUCCUGGUUUUGCUGGGCUUCACCAUGGCUUUGGUCAGCUGGUCCAUGGACUACGCCAGUGCCAGGAGUCUGCAAGUGUAUAAGUGGAUGUACCGGGAGCUGCGGGAGAACGUGCUGCUGCAGUUCCUAGCCUGGGUCACCUACCCCAUGGUCCUCAUCAUCUUCUCCUCCCUCUUUUGCCAUCUGGUCGCACCCCAGUCUGUCGGCUCAGGAAUCCCAGAGAUAAAGACCAUCCUCCGAGGGGUGAUCCUGAAGGAGUACUUGACCCUCAAGGCCUUUGUGGCCAAAGUGAUUGGCCUGACAGCCAGCCUGGGGAGCGGCAUGCCCCUGGGCAAGGAGGGUCCCUUCGUUCACAUCGCCAGCAUCUGCGCCGCCGUGCUCAGCCGAUUCAUGUCACUCUUCUCGGGUGUGUAUGAGAAUCCUUAUGCCUACACAGACAUCCUCACAGUGGGCUGCGCUGUGGGGGUGGGCUGCUGCUUUGGCACACCCCUUGGAGGAGUGUUGUUCAGCAUUGAGGUUACAUCUACCUCUUUCGCUGUGAGGAAUUACUGGAGGGGAUACUUCGCCGCCACCUUCAGCGCCUUCAUAUUCCGAGUGCUGGCUGUGUGGAAUAAAGAUGCCGUUACCAUCACCGCUCUCUUCCGCACCAAUUUCCGGAUGGAGUUUCCCUUCGACCUUCAGGAGCUGCCAGCGUUUGCCAUUAUUGGCAUUUCUUGCGGAUUUCUUGGUGCCUUUUUCGUUUUCCUGAAUCGCCAAGUGGUGCUGGUGAUGAGGAAACAGAACGCCCUGACCCGCUUCCUGACCAAACACCGACUGAUUUACCCGGCCGUGGUGACCUUAGUUAUCGCAUCACUGACCUUUCCCCCUGGAUUUGGACAGUUCAUGGCCGGAGAGUUAAUGCCAAGAGAAGCAAUUAACUCCCUGUUCGAUAAUUACACCUGGACCAAAAUCUGGGGCUCCCCUCCCCCGCCUGGCCUUGGCCGCUCGACGGCAUGGCUACACCCCCAAGUCAAUGUCUUUUUCAUCAUCAUCCUCUUCAUUGUCAUGAAGUUCUGGAUGUCUGCUGUCGCCACGACGAUGCCCAUCCCAUCAGGUUCCUUCAUGCCAGUCUUCGUCUUGGGAGCAGCAUUUGGCAGAUUAGUGGGUGAGGUCAUGGCUACCCUCUUCCCCAAUGGCAUCCUCUUUGAUGGCAUAGUGUACCGCAUCCUGCCAGGAGGAUAUGCAGUCAUCGGGGCUGCUGCCAUGACGGGCGCUGUCACCCAUACGGUGUCCACAGCGGUGAUCUGCUUCGAGCUGACAGGUCAGAUCUCUCACAUUCUACCCAUGAUGGUGGCUGUCAUUUUGGCCAACAUGGUGGCCCAAGGGUUGCAGCCCUCGCUGUACGACUCCAUCAUUCAGAUCAAGAAGCUGCCUUACCUCCCAGAGCUGGGAUUGGGGCACAUCAGCAAGUAUAACAUCUUUGUGGAAGAUAUUAUGGUGAAGAAAGUGAAGUUCGUUUCCUCGCGGUCCACAUACAGAGAGCUUAAAAGUCUGCUGCAGUCCACAUCACUGAAAACUCUCCCGCUGGUCGAAUCAGAGGAUUCAAUGAUCCUUCUGGGCUCGGUUGAGACGGCAGACCUUCAGGUGAUCUCUGAUUGGUGGCUCUCAAAUGAGCGCAGGCUCCUCUGCCAGGGCCGAGGACUGGCUUCCAGGGUCAGCUGGGAAUCAUUCGCCUUCGUGGACGAGGAGGCAGGGGAGGAGACGAGAGACCGGAGCACCUCUGUGCAGGAGGAGCAAAACGGGCCCCUCCCACCUCCUAAACCCCAGGAGCCGCUAGCUAGCCACCCGGUUCCCAACCAAGGCCCCCCGCGGGCUCUGAGGAACGCCUUCCUGCAUUUCUUCUUCCCGUGUGCAGACAGGCACAGCGAUGCGCAGGCACACAGAACACCUUCUCUUGUGGAUACAAUGACGCCAGAAGAGAUCAAAGCCUGGGAGGAAGCAGAGCUGGACAAGCAAAUAGACAUCGAGCAGCUCCGCGUGGACCCCUCCCCUUUCCAGCUGGUGGAGAAGACCUCCCUGCACAAGACUCACGCCCUGUUCUCCCUGCUGGGCAUCAGUCACGCUUACGUUACCAGCAUUGGGAAGAUAGUUGGAGUCGUUGCCCUGAAGGAGCUCCAGAAGGCCAUCGAGGGCUCCACCCGCAGUGGGGUGCGUCUACGCCCCCCGCUGGCCAGUUUCCGUGAAGCCAGUCGAAAGGCUAAGAAGCCAGCCCAGGCAUCCUCUGCCCCGUCCUCCCCAAAGGACGGCUGGAGAGAGGGUUCCAGGAGAGACCCCAAGGAUGGUACAGGUGCAGGGGCGGGAGGGGGCACUUCUGGUGACGGGACACCGGUCGCCGAAAGGGGACCGGUAAGUCCCCCAACAUCCCCCACAUCCCCCACAUCCUCCUUGUCCAUUGCUCUAUCAGCUCUCCGACCUACCCUGAAGCGGAAGAGGGAUGAGGAGAAACAGAGUGAAGAAGAGCAAAUCUAGACAAGAGUAAGGUGGUCACGUGACCAUGUCGUGUCAGAAAGACUAAUUUUCUCUCCUUAUUAUUUGGUGGCUGUGUACUCAUCUGGAGGUGCUUUCAAGGUCGGCGAAAACGUAUGAGAGAAUGCACUUGGUGCAGCUAAAGUACAUAAAGAAUGAUACAGGGCCACCGGGGGCUUAUGGGAAAUGUAGUUCUAUUGUGUAGUUUCCAUGCUGACACUUUUAUCUUAUCUAUAAGGUGUCUUCUCAUUUUCCGUUUCUCAGGAUUUUUUUCUUAAGUCUUUAACUUGCAAAAGAAUGAAUGGUUGAUUUUUUUUUCUCUUUAUUUUGAUGUAUGCUUUUUAAGUGCCUGUCCGUGCUUUUUGAUUUACUCUAGGAUGUUUUCGUUGAUCAGCUCUGGCAAUCGGCGUGCUUGUGAAAAGCACACGUCCACCCCGUGUAUGUUUCCGUCUGUCUACGGUAGUAACUGUCAGGAAUGUAUGAAAAGGGAAUCAGCUCUUUUGUUGUAAUUCAGUUUUUUUUUGUGAUUAAAUCUUCAUUGUAGACAAUUUGUGUAAGUUAACUAAUGAAUGUAUUUACUUAAUUCAGUCAGAGAUUACAACAGUUAUUCAUACUGAUUAUUAUUAUUAUUAUUAUGUAUAAUAAAUACUGAAUUUA
Messenger RNA from Brienomyrus brachyistius, 4490 nucleotides. It is a transcript of the gene clcn1b, whose product is annotated as chloride channel, voltage-sensitive 1b. Gene Ontology annotation, cellular component: membrane. The record is from RefSeq and is a predicted model, not a curated record. The coding region runs from base 996 to 3836 and encodes 946 amino acids. Lineage: Eukaryota; Metazoa; Chordata; Actinopteri; Osteoglossiformes; Mormyridae. The transcript is spliced from 23 exons. Gene Ontology annotation, molecular function: voltage-gated chloride channel activity. Gene Ontology annotation, biological process: transmembrane transport; chloride transport.